Molecule: messenger RNA, 2529 nt
Organism: Penicillium bovifimosum
Lineage: Eukaryota; Fungi; Ascomycota; Eurotiomycetes; Eurotiales; Aspergillaceae
Exons: 5
Coding region: 1-2529 (842 amino acids)
Source: RefSeq, a predicted model, not a curated record
AUGGAACCCACGCGAGAGGAGCGGCAGCAAAUGCGGCAGCGUGGAGCUGCGACGCGCAAAGCAAAAGAAGUCAAUUUUGGUUUCUCAUUCGGUAGCCCAAUACCUCAACCAGCAGCGCCCACGCAGCUUGCUGCUCCUGAUGCCCAGAAUCAUCCGCAAACGCAACCCGCGCCAAACACAACUCCACGCCAUGCGAAGCAGUCGCGCCCAGACUCGCAAUCGCAAGAGACUGUUCACACUCCGGGAAGUGCGCGUAAUAAGCUUCCACCGAGGCGCUCGACAUACGACGUACCCUCCUCCGAUGAUAGACCCGAACAGACGCGAAGCAACAAAAGAAGAAAGAUCGGUCCUACCGGCGAAACAGAAGACAGUCCUUCUCGUAGGGGUGGCAGGCGGACGGAGAACGACGAGUCGCAGGCCGCUCAUAACAACACGGGUAGCGGACAAUCGCAAAUAAACCACGCCCCAGACCCUUCGAGUGCAGAGGCGCCUACACCAACAGGACCUUCAAAUGGAACUCCGCAACCUGAUACGUCGGCCGUUCUCGAGCCCCCUAUUGAAAACCAACACGCAGCGGAAGAAGAGGCUACUGGCGUUGAACCAGCAACAUCAGCCGGCGAAGAGCAAUUGGCCCAAGUCGCGUCUUCAGUACCUAGUCCUGUAGGUGCUAUAGCGACCGGGGAACAACAAGGGUCGAAUCCAGUCCAGGCUGAGGGUGUGCACCCAUCCCCUCUACGGCCUGGGGAACGGACCGAGAUACAGAGCACGGAAGAUGCUGUCACGAAGCUCACCCCUCCAAUCGCUCAACCUGAUACAACCACUACUAAGUUCCCUUCGGAACGUGUGAGCACUGGGGAGGCUGUCAAAGCAAGAGAUGCGCCGGCAUCUAGGGACGAUGGCGUGAUAAACGAGGAGGUUCCUCAAGCCAAAGACAAUGUACCAGAGCAAGGCGGCCAAGCUUCUCGAAUCCCAACUCUGAAAUUGAAGAAGCCCCCUCGCGCAGCACCUAAGUCCACUGCCAGCAAAACCCCAGAACUUCCUGUGGAAGACGCCGUGCAGGUACCUGCAACUGAGACACGAGCUGAAUCAGGGGCAGCCCCGGUUGAAGCUAUCGAGACUGAGAAUGUUUUGCCUGGACCUAUACAAGACGUUGCUGAGUCUGCUUUGGGUCCUGGUAGGGGCCGCAAGCCGGCAUCACAAAAGGCCGAUGAACAGCCACAACGUGGUAGACCUGAGGAAAGAGUCAAGCAGGCAGUUGAGCCUGAGCCCGAACCUGCAACAGCGGCUCAGGCAGAACCUGAGGUGGAGGCUGCUGCACCCAAGUCACAACGCGGAAGACCUAGCAAAAAGACUAAACGCGCAGCCGAAGCUGAGCCUGAACUCGAGCCCGAGUCUGUGAUUGCAGAACAACCAGAGCCGGAAGCUGAACCUGCGGCGCAGGUUCCUCAAUCUCGCGGCAGACCUGGGAAGAAGACUAAACACGCUGUUGAACCCGUGCCGGAUCAUGAGACCGAAAACCAACCAGAGACUGCAGCAAAGUCUAAAGCUCAACAUGUCAAGCCCAAUAAGAAGGCUACACGCGCCGUAGAUCUCGAACCUGAGACUGAGCUUGCGGUAGAAAACCAGCCGAGGCCAGCAGUGGAUUCUGCACCUUCCAAACCGAAGCGCGGCAGACCUGGGAAGAAGGCUAAGCGCGCAACGGAGCCCGAGCCUGAGCCCGAGCCCGAGGUCGUGGCUGAACAAGAACCAGAAUACCAACCAGAAGCCGAACCUACACAAGACCAACCUCGCCGCAAGACUCGGCAGCCUCGUGGAGAAACAGUUCCCAUCACUGUCUACCGCCUGGCCAACGCCAACUCACUAGGCGGCACAGCACCCACAGACGACAGAUCCGCAGACGAAGAAGAAUCCUCCGAUGAACUCACCACACACCAGAGGACGAAGAUGCCCAAUCGCGGUGGCGUGAACCCCGCCGAUGUAUUAAGCCAGAUCUGCCGCGAGACCCUGGAGAAGACGCUCAACACACUCAAGGACGGGAUCGCAAACGAAGCGAAUGCCACACGGCGAGCGGAGUGGUCACGCAAGAGAAAAGCCGUCGAGGCAUUUGGCUCUGAACUCGAGAGUCGACUCAUGGAUCUCAGCGGCAUGCUUGAUAGCAACUUUGUCCUCGGCAUGCAAUUGAAGAAGACUAAACGGGAAAUGAUGGAUCUACGGAAUCAUCUUUACCGGGUUCGUCGAGAGCGCGAGAACAUAGCUUUACAGAUGGACGCAGUGCGUAGUAGACAUAUGGAAGAGGAGAGGGCUGGAUCGUCACGGAACACGAUCAACAAUUCUCUCCACAGUCUUGAACUGGCUCUCGAACGUAAUCAGCAAUCUUCUACUGGGGAUUCUGCUACAGAUCUUGAAUUCAUGCUCCGCUCUGUUGCCGACGUGAGUUCCACGGCUCCUGGAUCACAAGGUGGUCUUCUGAAUCAAAUACGGGCUUUCAAUGCACAGCUUGAAGCUACUGCGGCUCGCCUGGAGCGAUGA